AGUGAGUGGGGAGGUGUCAGACUGAGCAGCGCAUUUUACUGGAGCUCUCGUACUUUCAUAUUUGACACUGGGAAGCGUAUGAAAACAUCAGGACCCUGGAUGUACCUGCAAAACCAACGUCUAUCCUGGAACACAUGGUGGAAAAUGAAACACCUAAAUGCAGAACUUUUCAUUUAACAGGAGCAGUGUUGACUGGAGCUUGUUGAAUCUGGAUUGUUGACAUGGCAGUUGACGCGGCCUCCAGUUUUACUUUCUGCCGGCCUGCGGUGGAGUACAGGGCCCUUCCAGAGGACUUUAAGUACCAGCUGAACCGUUGCGCAGGUGGAAACCUCACCUGGCAUGAGGGGCAGAGCCGCAAAACAGCAGGUGGCCGAAUGGUCAAAUUGCUACAGCAGCCUGGAACUGAAGGAGCACAGUUACGUUCAGGCGAAUCUUACUCUGUUUACCACACCAGCCCCACCUUGCCGUGUCUCUCCAGACCAGUGGUCCUGUGGUCUCAACAGGAUGUUUGUAGAUGGCUAAAAAAACACUGUCCACACAAUUACUUGACCUACGUGGAGGCUUUUUCCCAGCAUGCUAUUACAGGUCGCGCUCUCUUGAGACUGAAUGGUGAGAAGUUAGAGAGGAUGGGUUUGGUUCAAGAGACCCUGAGACAAGAGCUUCUCCAGCAAGUCCUACAAUUACAAGUACAAGAAGAGGGACGCAACUUACAGCUGCUCAGCAGAGGGCUAUCUGAAAACCUGUCAUAGCUUUAGCCAUGCGUGGGGCAGGUCUACCAGGCUGGAUGCACUCUGAAGGAGCAUCAGAGUGCCUGGGGUUUAAGGCCAGAGACGUUUGACUGAAGCUGUCAAGGCUGGGACACAAAGACACAGGGACAGCUUUCAGUUUUGCUACUUAACUCCCACAUUCUUACUAUGCCUGAGGAACCCGGACCAGAUUAAAUUUAUAAAAGGAACCGAUAUAUCUACCCUCAUCUGCUUCAAAAUACAAACUUCAAAUGUGGAGUCCUAAUCCUUAUGCCUAAUAAUACUGGACCCAGUGUGAUGCACCAAACCUUUCUUCAUUUUGAUGCAACAACCUGAAUUGGGGAAUUUAAUGUGGAAAAUCUGAUGACCUGAUGUAAAUGCUACAUUCUAGAAUGACCUACAGUAGAUGACUGAUAAUAUUGAUAGAUAAGACAAAAGUUUAAAAGCCCUAUGAUGACAGUUUGUUCGCAGAAAACUGGUUUCCACACUUAUGCUGGAAUGUGACCUUACCAGACAUGCCCUUAAACGGAAGACUGUGGUAUUAGGCAAAAUGUAUGCGGUUGAAUUCCUGCAGGUGUUCCUGGAAUUAAACUGUGCAGCCUGCAUCUGACUAAAGGCCAUAGCAUUGUUGGGACUGGAACUGGUUCCCAACAAGCAAAUGGCACACAAAAUGGGAACCUGUUUUGCGUAGUUCCAGUAUCAACAUCUUUCCAUAUUUCUUGGUCUUGGAAAAAAAUCCUGAACAUAAGUCGGAUUUUGGUUUAGAUUUAACUAAUGUAAAGAAUUAAGAGCUUGUAGAGUCAAUCACAUUACUCUUGUUUAAGGAUUAGAUUGUAAAGCUUUGAGUUUUUGUAGCUCAGCAUUGCAUUAACACUGCAGAAUGCCAUAGGGUUGAGUGCAAGGAAACAGUGACGUACUGCUGAAAUGUUUACAUGAAAUGCACUGUGAGACACUUAGGAUAAAAGCAUUAUCCCAAUGUGUAAGUGUUAUAGGUAACAAUUAGGCUAGAACUUGUGUUAGCAGCACAUAUUGGCCAGGAUUAUUGUUUUGGACCAAACAGAUUAAUGAUUUUGACACAGCUCUAUGUUUUAUUUGGCAAAAUCAGGUGGUGCAACGAUAGCAUUGAUAUUAAAAUAAUAAGUACCUCUGGUCACAAAAAAGUGUGUUUAUCCUGUGUAAAUUACAAAGCUCUGUAAGCCUCUGAGAAUUGCAGAUGACAGAUGUAACAGAGAAACAGAUGACACGCUGCGUCACCGUAGCUUAAAAAAGAAUCAGGUGUGGACUUGCCCGAGAGACCAUUCAAGUAACUCACAUCAAAACCACAUCAAGAGUACUUUGAAAGCUGUGUAAGACAAGCAGGAACUGUAAAACUGUAUUUAUAUGUGGUACUGUAUUUUGUGAAAAGAGUUAAUGUAUUAUUAAAGUAAGCAUAUGAGUCGGAUAUCUCACGCUAUAGAUGGAUUAUUGUAAUUCCAUGACAUGAGGUAUUUCCUGUUGUGACGGGGGGCAGAAACAUCUUGUGAUACUCUGAGAUUCAGAUGAGAUGUAAGAUCUUAAAAGAAACAGAUUUCUAAUAGUUUGUGUCUUGUUUUCAGUUUGUUGUGAGAAGAAAAUAGCUUUGACUAAACAGGAAUACAGAUGCAAAUUAUUUUGGCCGCAAUGUUCAGAUUACACAGUGGUUUUACCUGAGGGUAACAUUACUCAUGUUAAAUUUGAAUGUUACGUCCCAUGCUUAUGUCAUAUUUUCACGUGGCUCUGUCACGUGACAUUAUAUGUGCAGAUGACACUUUUUAAUACAUAUUUGUUUGGUUUCCACACUAACACUUAAAAAACAGUUAUUUUGCUUUUAAAUGCUACAUAGCCUAUUUCAUUUAUUUGUAUACUGUAUUUAAUAUUGCAUUCAAAUGACUUAACAAAUAAACUUUUUUUAAAAAUCGACAAAUU
This is a messenger RNA of Paramisgurnus dabryanus, 2690 nucleotides long. RefSeq names its product sterile alpha motif domain containing 10a (gene samd10a). Gene Ontology annotation, biological process: cell surface receptor protein tyrosine kinase signaling pathway. Gene Ontology annotation, cellular component: cytoplasmic side of plasma membrane. Gene Ontology annotation, molecular function: protein binding. The record is from RefSeq and is a predicted model, not a curated record. Lineage: Eukaryota; Metazoa; Chordata; Actinopteri; Cypriniformes; Cobitidae.